UCAUUUCAACACGAGACAGGAAUCCCCAAUUCCCCACUUCCAAUGGCUUCCCUCUUCUUCCUUCCCCUUCUUCCCAGAGCCGGCGUGCUCUUCCUCGUCCUCGCUCUCGCCGCCCGCCAUGGCGACGCUCAGGCCCAGCCCCAGCCUGACCAGAUGAUCUCCUUCUCCGCCAACGACACGCGGCCCUGGGUCGCCACGCAGAGCAGCCGCGUCCUCGUGUCCCCGAAUCUGACCAUGGCCGCCGGCUUCGUCCCGUCGGAGGAGGUACCCUCGACGGGCAAGUUCCGCUUCGCCGUGUGGGUGGUGGCCAACGACACCGGCGGCAAGACCGGCAAGACCAUCAUAUGGCACGCCCACAACGGGAACAAGGUCGCCCUCGAAGCCGACGGCAACUCCACCCUCGUCGUCAACGCCGCCGGCGCGCUCACCUGGGCAGCCAAUGACUCCACCACCGUCUGGUCCACGCCGCGCACCAACGCUACGGCCCCUCGGCUGACGCUCAACGAGACGGGGAGCCUCCGGUUCGGCGACUGGGCUAGCUUCGCCGAGCCCACGGACACGCUGAUGCCGGGGCAGGCCAUCCCCAAGGUCCAGAACAACUCUGGCACCAUCACGCUGCAGUCUGCCGACGGACGCUACAGGUUCGUCGACUCCAUGGCGCUCAAGUACGUCAACUCCGCCGACCCGGCCUCGAUCCCCACCUACGCCAACAUGACCGGCCCCAGCACGCUCCUCAACCUCACCACCGACGGCACGAUGCAGCUCAGCGCCGGCAACCCGCCGCAGCUCAUCGCCUCCGACAUGGGCGCUAAAAACCGGCUGCGGCGGCUCCGCCUCGACGACAACGGCAACCUUCGGCUGUACAGCCUGCUCCCAGGAACCCGGCAGUGGCGCAUCGUGUGGGAGCUGGUGCAGGAGCUCUGCACCAUCCAGGGCACCUGCCCCGGCAACAACACCAUCUGCGUCCCCGCCGGCGCCGACGGCGUCUCCUGCGUCUGCCCGCCAGGGUUCCGCCCGGCUCCCACCGGCUGCGAGCACAAGAAGCGCUACAGCGGCCGAGGCGACGACGACAAGUUCGUCCGGCUGGAUUUCGUGUCCUUCUCCGGCGGCGCGCCCACCAAGGCCUCGGAUCCCGGAAGAUUCAUGAACAACUCCAAAUCGCCCAGCAACCUCAUCGCCUGCGAGAAAUUUUGCAGGGAGGACCGAAAUUGCCCGGCGUUCGGGUACAAGUUCGGCGGCGACCGGACGUGCCUCCUCUACAAGACCCAGCUCGUGGACGGCUACUGGUCGCCGGCCACGGAGAUGUCCACCUUCGUGCGUGUGGUGAAGACCGACACCGACAAGAACAACUUCACGGGGAUGGUGACCAAGAUCGAGACGGUGUGCCCCGUGCAGCUGGCGCUGCCCGUGCCGCCCAAGCCGAAGCGCACCACCAUCCGCAACAUCGCCAUCAUCACCGCGCUCUUUGCCGUGGAGCUCCUGGCCGGGGUGCUCUCCUUCUGGGCGUUCCUGCGCAAGUACUCCCAGUACAGGGAGAUGGCGCGCACGCUGGGGCUCGAGUACCUCCCCGCCGGCGGGCCCCGGCGGUUCUCGUACGCGGAGCUCAAGGCGGCCACCAAGGACUUCACGGACGUCGUGGGCCGCGGCGCCUACGGCACCGUGUUCCGCGGCGAGCUCCCCGACCGGCGCGCGGUGGCCGUGAAGCAGCUGCACGGCGUGGGCGGCGGCGAGGCGGAGUUCUGGGCGGAGGUGACCAUCAUCGCCAGGAUGCACCACCUGAACCUGGUCCGGAUGUGGGGGUUCUGCGCCGACAAGGACCAGCGGAUGCUGGUGUACGAGUACGUGCCCAACGGCUCCCUCGACAAGUACCUCUUCUCUUCGUCUUCCUCGGCGCCGGCCACCGGAUCCGGAUCCGGCGACGAGAGCGAGCAGCUGCAGAGCGGCCAGCAGGUCGCGCUGGAUCUGCACACCCGGUACCGCAUCGCGCUGGGCGUGGCACGCGCCAUCGCGUACCUCCACGAGGAGUGCCUGGAGUGGGUGCUCCACUGCGACAUCAAGCCGGAGAACAUCCUGCUGGAGGACGACUUCUGCCCCAAGGUGUCCGACUUCGGGCUGUCCAAGCUCACCAGCAAGAAGGAGAAGGUGACCAUGUCCAGGAUCAGGGGCACCCGCGGGUACAUGGCGCCCGAGUGGGUCAUCCACCGCGAGCCCAUCACGGCCAAGGCCGACGUGUACAGCUUCGGCAUGGUGCUGCUGGAGAUCGUGUCCGGGCGGCGCAACUACGGGUUCCGGCAGGAGUCGGUGGGGAGCGAGGACUGGUACUUCCCGAAAUGGGCAUACGAGAAGGUGUACGUGGAGCGGCGGAUCGAGGACAUCAUGGACCCCAGGAUACUGCUCCGUGUGGACGACGACGCCGAGAGCGUGGCCACCGUGGAGCGGAUGGUGAAGACGGCCAUGUGGUGCCUGCAGGACCGGGCCGAGAUGAGGCCCUCCAUGGGCAAGGUCGCCAAGAUGCUCGAGGGAACCGUGGAGAUCACCGAGCCUGUCAAGCCGACCAUCUUCUGCGUCCAAGACGACUAGUCAGUCCACAGGCUCAAUUCAAGCGAAGCCGCCAGUACAGUAGAGUUGCAUAAAUAUCCCUCUCUUUUUCUUUUGUUUUGCUGGAAGAUAAAAUAUGCCCCACUUGUCCAAGGAGACUAGUCAACUCGAUUGACUGCACAACGACUUUCAAACAAAGACGUGUAAGUACAUUUUUCUUAGAUUCAACAUUAUUUCAAUCCAGUUGACUGACUCCUUCAGCUUAAUUAAGUCACGAAGAGCCAAGAUUAACUUUCCAA
Molecule: messenger RNA, 2837 nt
Organism: Brachypodium distachyon (stiff brome)
Lineage: Eukaryota; Viridiplantae; Streptophyta; Magnoliopsida; Poales; Poaceae
Product: G-type lectin S-receptor-like serine/threonine-protein kinase At5g24080
Exons: 1
Coding region: 43-2580 (845 amino acids)
Biological process (GO): recognition of pollen; protein phosphorylation
Molecular function (GO): protein serine/threonine kinase activity; ATP binding
Source: RefSeq, a predicted model, not a curated record